Styela clava is the source of this 2887-nucleotide messenger RNA. Its product is annotated as fibroblast growth factor receptor-like 1. Gene Ontology annotation, cellular component: plasma membrane. Lineage: Eukaryota; Metazoa; Chordata; Ascidiacea; Stolidobranchia; Styelidae. The record is from RefSeq and is a predicted model, not a curated record. Gene Ontology annotation, molecular function: fibroblast growth factor receptor activity; fibroblast growth factor binding.
ACUGCAUUUAUAGUUGGUUGCAGAAAAUUGUUGUUUAUGAAUAUAAUACGCUUUUAACAUCAGAUAAUCUAAAAUCAGCAAUACAGUGUUUCAAGACUUUUCGGUUUAACCUUCAGUGGAAAUGUAUUUAAAAGAAGAAUUGAGCGACAUUUGAAUAUUGAAUACUCACAGGAGAAUUUUGAAUUGAUGUGCCAAACAUGAAUGCCGCAAAUUGUCUGGAAGGUCGGCGGGAGUUAGAUGCUUUCAAAUGCGCCGAAACUACUUGUCAGAUAGUGCGUCGAUUCAGCAUGGACCCAUGGGACAAAUAUGGCCGACACCCGGUCAACAAAUGCUCAUCUUUUCGUUCCAAUAGAACUUCGAAGAACAUGGAUUAUUUUAUAAGUAGUGGCGUUUCAAAGAACAAUAUUUUAACAAAAACAAAACUCUUGCCAUCGGCCGCAUGCCUUUAUCGAGAAGAUGCUUUUAUAUCAAAAUUCAGGAGAAAGAUGCCGAAAUUGUCAACAACAGCGUGGUCGAGUUUCUUAUGUUUUCUCUUUUGUUUUAUGAUUUGUGAAGCGAAAGUUUCACUAAAAGGAGGUCCUCCAAGAUUGACCGGGGAAUCAAAAGUCAAGUUAUCAGCAGUGAUUGGCGAAGCUGUUGUACUGCCUUGUACAAUUGAGGCAGAUUCACCACCUCUUAUAUCAUGGAAACUAAACGGUGAAGAGAUUUUGGGAUUACGGAACAGAUUUAAGAUUUUAAAAUCUGGAUUAAAUCUUCGAAUACGUGAUGUAAGAAUAAGUGAUGCAGGAACUUACAAGUGCACUGCUACGAAUCCGUAUGGAUCAGUGGAUCAUGAGAUUAAAUUAACUGUUAAAGCUGAUCCAGCAGUGGAGCAAAUUCCGACGAAACCACGAUUUUCAUUCCCUACUAAAAUGAGACGAUGGAAUUUGGUGAAACCGGUUAACAGCUUUUUAAGAUUGCGAUGUAGAGCUUCAGGGUUGCCGAAUCCAAAUAUUGAAUGGUAUAAAGACGGAAACCUUACAGAUGAACCAAGUUCGAAAACGGUCAAACAAAAUCGCCCAACAUGGGUUUAUACUAUCCGGAAAGCACAACUAACCGACUCCGGGCAAUACAGAUGUAGAGUGUGGAACAGCGCUGGAGAAAUUAACUUUACGUAUAAAGUCCGGAUAGUAGAUCAACUACGUGAGAGACCCACCCUCCUUGAACCCCAUCCCAUGGACACGACCGUACAUGUCGGUGGCAUGACUACAAUCCAAUGUCGAGUGCAGAGUCGAAUGAAACCAACAGUCAAAUGGAUAAAACGAAUGGAUCAGAAUUCAAUAGCCGCGUAUGGAGAUGAUUUGCCUCAAAAAAUGAUCACCAUUGAAGGAAGACAUUAUUUGAUAUUACCAACACAAGAGAUGUUGUCACUUCCAAAUGGAUCAUAUUUGAACAAGCUGGUUAUUCGUGGUGCAACAGAGAAACACGCUGGCAUGUAUAUCUGUCUAGCCGCUAAUACAAUGGGAUAUAACUACAAAUACGCUUACCUCAACGUCACUUCAGGACCCGUGAAUACAUCAUUGAGAAGUACCACACCCCCACGAACACGGAUAGGAGGACAAGCUCAACCGGGUAAUUCCCGGAGGGGGUCGGCAAACAAGCAAGGAAGCCUCUCACUCCCGGCAAUCAUAGGCGCUCCUGCGGGUAUUGGUCUUGUUAUGGUCGCUUUUCUUGCAUGGUUCUGCCAUCGUCGGAGGGAACAGGCCCUCAAGAACGAGACCGCAAAUACCGUGGUUGUGUCGGGAUCGGACGACCGGUUGUCGGCUCUGGGUUCCAGCAGCGUGGAGACGAAGUCGACGCGUUCGUCCCCGGUUCCACAAGAGUGCGAUCCCCACCAGAUGGAGGAAAACAAUAACAGGGAAAAUACGUUAGGAGGCGUCCCCGAACGACAGAACAAGCAUGCAGAAUCUGUAUACACGAGACACCAUACUUCAAAAUCACCACCUACCGCCGGAACACCGCUUUUGACGGUCAACGAACCAGACGAUAUGGACUUACAAUAUCACGAUCUACCGACAGAUGAUGACACGUACGCCAUGCCACUGGCUCCGCCUUGUUCGGAAGCCGCCACGUCAUGCUACUCAUUUUCUGAAGACAAAUAUCGAAUGAGAUUAGGGCCUCCUCCACCCCCUCCCCCAUCACAACGGAGCACAUCAUCUGUAUCGUCUUAUCCAGACCCAGCACCCCCAUACCCUCACCAUUAUCAUUAUAUGCAUCCACCUGGAAAUGCAAGGAGGCAUCAACAUCACCACCACGCGAGACCAACUCACUACCAUUAUGGUUACUGAAUAUAUCUGACAAAAAACAAUCGCAGUAUGCUUAAAAAACGAAAUAAGAAAAGCGUUUUCUAGUCGACAUUAGAGAGCAUCGAGUUGUACACCUGUUUGUGGUUUCUGCCUAUACCUUCACGGAACUGCUUUGGGGUGAAUUCCUCUUGUUUGUGAGACUACACACUCUUUAGGAAGCGGGACAAUCGGUUAUUUCGAACUUAUAUCAUGAAAGUUUCAUUUUCAGCAAUUUCUUUCAUUUUUAAACAACUAGCUGUUCGUUAUAUAAUUUCGUUUAAUUAGCCAUAUGUCAUUCGCUAGAGAAAUGGCCAUUUUAUUGUAUGUUGCUUCUGCGUUGAGCUUGAUAUUAUUAAAUAAUUUUCUUUUAUUAUUGUACAGCAUUUCACUUUAAAUCAUGGGAAAUUUUAUCUUGAAAUAUUGUUUUUGGUACUUUUAUUCUUAUGCUUUUUUGUUUUUUCGAAUCCUUCGUCUUUUUUUGUUUUGCUUUUUUUAUUUCGAUUUUUCUUUUAUUUCGUUUUUUUGAAAUAUUUGUCUCGUCAUCAGCUUUGUAAGAAUACAAU